Paraglomus occultum is the source of this 495-nucleotide messenger RNA. The record is from the annotation of a GenBank genome assembly. Lineage: Eukaryota; Fungi; Glomeromycota; Glomeromycetes; Paraglomerales; Paraglomeraceae.
CUGAUAAUAUCUCUGAAAUUACUGAAGAUGGUCGAUGCUGAUGUGGCUGAUAAUAUCUCUGAAGUUACUGAAGAUGGUCCUAUGUUGGUGGAAGCAUUUGUUUUAUCGUUGAUUAUCACUUUUCAACUCCAAUGCAUGAAAAGUCGGCGUGAAGGGGAACUUACAAUUCAAGAAUUGGGACGCGUUGAAACAGAGAUUGAAUAUCGAGAUUAUUGUAUGGUCAAGGAACGUGUCGUUGACAGAUCGAAAGCGGAAGCGUUUUACCAACUCCAACACCGCGAAGGUGCAGACAUUAUAACUCAAAGUAAAGCCCGAGUCGAUGUGGCUUACCAUGAAGAAGUGAUAGUGAAAGAAGGCGUCGUAAGCGCUAAAUUCAACGUGACAUUCCCGACAAAGUUUUUUUGCAUCUCCAAGAAUGAUAUAAUAAUAACUUUGAGGCUUAUUCCAAAUCCAAAAUAUACGGCAUUUAUCCAUUUCCUGAUACUUGCACCAUAA